AUGGGCAUUGUAAAUACCAAUGAUAUAAUCACUGCUACACAUAUUGUUAAUACAGAUAUUCAAGAUGAAGAAUUGCAAUUGAGCUCAGCUUUGAAUAUUCUCAGGUCUUUGAUAAAUUACAAAGUUGCUAAUCCUCAAGAAUACGCUGACAUUUCUACCGAAAAUGAUGCUAUUCACUAUAUAUUGAGUAUUGAAGAAAUCGUUAGCAUUAUUCAGCAACAAGAGGACAAUAUUGAAAAUAAUGAUGAAGAUGGACCAGCACCUCCCAAAAUAUCAAUUUCAGUCACUCUUUCUUCUCAAGAAGAUUCUUCCUUAUCUACCCAAGAUCAACUUGCCGUUCUUCAACAGCUUACUCAUGAACUCAAUAUAAUCGAUUCUUCUGAAUCAUCUGAAACAGAGUCCGAGACAGAUAACGAUAAUGAAUAUGAUCCAGACCAAGAAAGAAGACAUUUACAUUGGGAAGCAUUUUUACCUUCGUGA
Molecule: messenger RNA, 480 nt
Organism: Ambispora leptoticha
Lineage: Eukaryota; Fungi; Glomeromycota; Glomeromycetes; Archaeosporales; Ambisporaceae
Source: the annotation of a GenBank genome assembly